CACUGUACACUUUUAAAAAAAAUGUUUAUUUAUUGUUGGAGUUUCACAGUAUUUCACAGUGUUAAUCAUGUCAGAGUGAGACCAACUCUGCAGAGACGUAAUUAUGCUCUGACCCUGUAUUUCACUGCUUUGGGUGGAGAUGAGACCAUGAUGAAUUGUCUCUCCUCAUGCAGUUGACAGGGGCGGCUUAACAUCAGCGAGACCCCAAACAACUUGUCUCAACAUGCAUACAGUGGCUCACUUGUCGAACUUGUCUAGUUGUCCUAAAAAUGUUGGUCCAGGUGAAGUACAGACAACAGCAGAAGUAUGUGAAGUUGGAUGCAGUUGAAGGACAGUUUGAUUUUCUACAAUUCAAUGAAAAAGAAAGCCUCCAAGGUACCAUCAUGUCAGACACUGAGGAGAUUGUGGAGGAGUACGAGCUGGAGGAAGAGGAGGAGGAGGAAGAAGAACAAGUUGAGAAGCAGGAGGAUGAUGAAGCAGAGAAGAAAGCAAAGCAUGCACAGGAGACUGAGCACGAGGAGGACUCCAAAUGGCGACCUAAGACAAUUUAUGUGCCAAAUAUUGCUCCUCCAAAGCUCCCUGACGGUGAGAAGGUGGAUUUUGAUGACCUGCACCGCAAGAGAGUAGAAAAGGACUUCAACGACCUCCAGACCCUGAUCGAGUCGCACUUCUCCACCCGCCAGAAGGAGGAGGAAGAGCUGCUCACGCUGCGUAGCCGCAUUGAAGAUCGUCGGUCAGACAGAGCGGAACAGCAACGCGUCCGCACCGAGCAGGAUCGCGAACGGCAAACGCGCCUGGCUGAGGAGAGGGCGCGGCGUGAGGUGGAGGCAGCCAAACUGCGCGCUGACGAGGAGGCAAAGAAGAAGAAGAUCUUCACCAACAAGUCCUUUGGUGGCUACCUGCAGAAAGUGGACCAGAAGAAGGGCAAGAAGCUGACAGCGCGGGAGGAGAAGAAGAAGGCCCUGAUGGAGCGCCGGAAGCCGCUCAACAUCGACCACCUGAACCAGGAGAAGCUGGUGGAAAAGGCGCAGGACCUGUGGCAGUGGCUCCACCAGCUGCACGCAGAGAAGUUUGAGCUGGCUGAGAAGCUCAAGAGGCAGAAGUACGACAUCCACGUGCUCCGAAACCGAGUCAGCGACCACCAGAGGGGCUCCAAAGCAUCCAAGACCUCCCGCGGGGCAAAGGGCAAGUCUGGCUCGUGGAAGUAAAGGCCACGCCAUCGCAACUGGACUGUUUCUGGACUAUUUGUCUCCCGUGUCCCACUUGUAUCACAAAAGCUUUUGUUUGUGUGGGUUUGAGGGGGAACUCAGACUGAAGUACAUAAAGUUAAGCCAGCUUUGAUGUAUACAUAUCUGAUGCAACGUGUGGUGCUGAUGUCCCCGCUCCACUGCAGUUUACUGUGGUUGUUUAUCUUCACCUGUGCAGUUGAGAAGGAUUAAUAUUCAAAUACAUUAAAGCACAUUUUAAUCUUUGCAUUGAAUGUUAUUUCCUAAAGUGUGAAAUGAUCCGUUCUAAAAUAAAUGUAUUCUUACUCGACUCUAACUAAAACA
Messenger RNA from Cottoperca gobio, 1550 nucleotides. It is a transcript of the gene tnnt2c, whose product is annotated as troponin T2c, cardiac. Gene Ontology annotation, biological process: regulation of muscle contraction; sarcomere organization; cardiac muscle contraction. Gene Ontology annotation, cellular component: troponin complex. The coding region runs from base 270 to 1208 and encodes 312 amino acids. Lineage: Eukaryota; Metazoa; Chordata; Actinopteri; Perciformes; Bovichtidae. The transcript is spliced from 4 exons. The record is from RefSeq and is a predicted model, not a curated record. Gene Ontology annotation, molecular function: troponin C binding; tropomyosin binding; troponin I binding.